UGAAUGUACCCCAUACGUGGAGAUAGUGAAAGCAACCGCAAUUUGAUUGGUCCCCACAACAUUAUUUUUUUCACCGGCGGGAGCUGUGGAGCAACCAUCACGAAAAAAGCGAGUGCAAAUGAACAGUGGAAACUCAAGAAGUGGGGAGAGUGAAUGGUCAACGAGUGUUAACUCUGCAAGGUGGUUGAUUGGAUUGUAGAUUUACCUUGGAAAUGGACAGUGACAGUGCCAAUGAUGUGCAGGCAGAGCUGGACUCUGUGGAGGCAGAGCUGGAGGUGGUGGAGCUGCAGAUAGCUGAGCUGCUGGAGAAGCAGGCUAGCCUGACCUCCAGGAGGAAACUGCUGCUCCGCAAGCUGGAGGAGGCAUGUGACUCCGCCCAGCCCUCUGGAUCCUCCUCAGGCUCUGGAUCUGGCCCUGCAAUGACCAAGCAGGAGCUGCUGCGCUAUGAGAAUGAUGAUUUCUCGUGGUCUACAGAGCUGCAGCAGAAUCUGAAGGAUGCGUUCCAGCUCUCUAAGUUUCGUUCUCUCCAGCUGAAGGCCAUCAACCUUAGUAUGUCUGGUAAAGACCUCUUCCUAGUGAUGCCCACUGGACGAGGGAAAAGCCUCUGCUAUCAGCUACCUGCAGUCUGCUCUGAGGGUUUCACUCUGGUUGUAACUCCUCUAGUUUCUCUGAUGGAGGAUCAGCUCAUGUAUUUAAAGUCCAUUGACGUUGACGCCGUCUCUCUCAACGCAUCCAGCAGUAAGGAACAUGCUAAAAUGGUCCUAGCGGGGAUGACGGACACCAAAUCGCUUUUCAAGCUGCUGUAUGUGACUCCAGAGAAGAUAGCGAAGAGCAAGCUGCUGAUGUCGAGGCUGGAGAAGGCCUACAACGCAGGAAGGCUUAGCCGUAUUGCUGUGGACGAGGUGCACUGCUGCAGCCAGUGGGGACACGACUUCAGACCUGACUACAAGCUCCUGGGGAUCCUGAAGAGGCAAUUCCCAAAGGUUCCAUUGCUAGGGCUGACUGCCACAGCAACCAGCAGUGUUCUAAAGGACUGUCAGAAGAUCCUGUGUGUCCCUGAGCCAGUCACACUCACUGCCUCCUUCAACCGCACCAACCUCUACUACGAGGUACUUCUUAAAGACUCUAACAGUGUUGAUUCAAUCAGUGACAUUUCAGCACUGAUCAAGGAGCGAUAUAAGGACCAGUCAGGGAUAGUGUACGUGUUUUCCCAGAAGGAUGCAGAAACGGUGUCAACAGACCUACAGAAGAAAGGCAUCAAUGCAUAUCCAUACCACGCUAACAUGAAUCCAGAGGACAAGUCACGGGUUCACCGCAAAUGGGCCAACAACAAGAUCCAGGUGGUGGUAGCUACUGUGGCGUUUGGGAUGGGGAUCGACAAGCCUGACGUCAGAUUUGUCAUCCAUCACACCAUCAGCAAGUCCAUAGAGAACUACUAUCAGGAGAGCGGACGAGCAGGCAGAGACGAUAAGCCGGCUGACUGCAUUGUGUACUUUGGCUUCAACGACAUCUUCAGGAUCAGCACCAUGGUUGUCAUGGAGAAUGUAGGACAACAGAAGCUGCUGACCAUGGUCGACUACUGUCAGAACGUAGACAGGUGUCGGCGCUCAGUGAUCGCUGUUCACUUUGAUGAGGUUUGGGAUAAUGAAGGAUGCAACAAGAUGUGUGAUGUCUGUCGCCGUGGCAAUGACUACAUCACGGUGGACAUCACGCAGCAUGCUAAAGAUGUGGUCCAGAUUGUGGAGCUGGCGGGCUCUCUGGACGAGAAGCUGACCCCCCUGAAGGUGACUGAGGCGUGGAUGGGGAAGGGUCCGGCCAAACGCAGGAAGAUGAUCCAGACCACCACCUUGUCUCGCCUGGAGGUGGAGGCCAUCAUCACAAGCCUAUUGCUACAGGGAUAUCUCAGUGAAGACUUCAGUUUCACUCCAUACACUACCUACUUCUACCUGAAGCUGGGUCGUAAGGCCCCAAUGCUGAAGAACCAGAGUCACUCCAUCACCAUGAAGAGGAGGAGGACAGGCCUGGAAGCAAACACGGUAAAAGUGUCCCAGGUAAAGACCAAAGCAGGAAAGAGAUCUGAUGACAAUGCUACAAACUCCCCUGUCAGCAAGAAAGUCAAGAAAGACCUCUAGUACCCUCCUGAAGAUGCCAAAGAAAAAGAGGACCAAUUAGCUGGUGGAGCUAAAGAGGUGGUGGUGACCUCCCAGUCCCCUCCUCCCGUUGCCCCCAACGACAGCAGCACUCCCCCUCCCAGACACAACAAACUGAUCAAGAUGCAUAAAGAGCAGCAGAAUCUGGCCAGGAAACGAGACGAGAACCAUGACCAGACAGAAAGCCGGACACGGGAGGACCAGAAUGACCCUGCUGCUGCCCAGCCCACUGCCAUUGAAGUAGACGUAGAGAUCAAUAUUUUAGAGAAAGUUAAUGACAGCGAAUCCCCAUUACCGCCAUCAAAACGUAAUUCUAAACCUAAAUCAACAACCCCUCAAAAGAAGCAGAGGAAACCCUGUACUGCUGCUCUUGCUUCAGUCCUAGCUCCCUCAGAAGCUGUGGUUACAGACUCUGAACACCAGAGGCCAGCAUUGGUCAACUCUCCCUCCCAGGUCUCCAUCAUCUCCGAGGCUGCAGUGGAGGAGCUCUGUGACCUGAGGAACUACUACAGCAAACAGCUGAGGCAGAUAAACGACAUUUCCCAUGAGUACUUGCAGAAUCAGGGGUGCUCAGACCCAGGGGUGCUGGCCUGUAUCAGAGAGCCACUAAAGAGCCUGCACCUCCCCCGUGGCUCAACCAUCGCCCGGACGGCACGCAACCUGUGGAACCGAGUCAGCUCCAGAAGGAAACUCAUGCAAAGAUGACCAUUGACCUUCCCUGGGACAGUUGCCGUUCAAAUAUGGACACUCCUUUAUCUCUCUUUUCCAGGUUUCACGUUGCCAGACCUAGAGCCCUAUUACUUGCAUUGAUUUUUAUUAAGUAUAUUUUGGUUCAAUUCACCCCAGAUUUUUUUAUUUUUUUUAUUUUUACAGUGUACAGCAGAUGAAUCAUAACACUUGGCUUGUAAACAAUGUUAACUUGGGGCUUGAUAUUGAUACACAAAUGUUCUUAGCCCUGCAUGAUUCAGUCAAGAGCCCCGUUUAUACCUGGUGCUAACACGUCCUAAUAUUGUCCAAAUUUUUAGACGAUUCAAAUAACUGAUUGUGAUCAGAUUUUUCAGACUGUUUCCCCGAGGUAGUCGGGGGCGAAUUGAUUGGUUGGAUGAAAGCUCGAUGGACAGGUCAAAGGGUGGAGUGUACAGGUGAGAGAAAUAAAUAAUAGCCACCUUUAGGGAGGAUGGGUUGCGACACACAAGGUUGCCAGUUCGAAUGCCAAUGCAGGUUUUGUUUUCCAACCUUACUAAUUACAAUUCUACUUGACAGAACAGCUUUGUAUAGGUAAAAUGUUUAUUGUUGUGCCCUCCCAAUUGCUUGCGCAGUAGACUAGGCACUGGGAUAGGGACCAGAACGUCACAGGUUCUAAACUUGCCAAUGCCCUUUCUCAACAAAGGUAUAUUUAAAGCCCUGGUUACACCUUGCAUUAACAUGAGGUUUUCGUGAUCAAACACAUGGAUCACACACAAGCGGGUUGACUCAUAACCCGCAAUCUGCUGUUAUAUCUGGGUUCAGGGUCAUGAAAUAGUGUGGAUGAUUGGGGGAUAAGGUUGCAUGCAGUUUGAAUAAAGAAAAAACUGCAUAAUAAAAAUUCAUAAAUUGAUAAUUAUUGUGCAAUUCAUAUCUAUAGGCUACAUUGCAAUUAAAAAAAAAUGAUUUCAUAUUUUUAUCUGGCAUUAGUGCGUAGGCCCUAAAGCGUCGGCCUAACUGUAUGCGCGAAUGUUUUGGGGGGGGAAAGUUAUCAAUCCGCCAAGGCAGAAAGGGAACUGUAAAGCGCAUUCUCUAUAUUUGCGGGUUAGGUUCGGCUCUGGGCCUCAGAGUUUCACUAUCACAUAUUAGCAAUUGCUGAUGGGUGCUGGUGAACAAACAGCUGACCCGCGCAUCACUAGUCUACACAUUUGCAGCAUCUAAACAUUGUAUUAAAAUGUGUCUCUUAAGCCUUGUUCACAUUCGCUGUUUAAAGCGACUCAAAAUAAAGAAAAAAAUGCAUAUCUGAUUUUAAACGGUUCAAAAAGCACAUUGAAUCUGAUGUUUCAAACCACCUUCGUAAGUGAUUUGAAAUAGGAUACAAAUCUGAUUUAUUUGCUCUCAAGUGGUUUUUGGACUUAUUUGGCAUAUCGUGUUACUUGCUCACUACAGUGUUGACAGUUUGGCAAGAAUAUGUGGUAGCUAACGAGCUUGUUAAUUGUUUACAAAAACAUUUGUGAAUGUGCUAGAAAGCUAAAUGGCUACCUAGCGUCUGUUCUUCCACUAUAAUUUUGAACAUUUAAAGCAACUGGGAAAUGUCCAUGGCAGGCAUUGUUGUCAGUUUAGCUUGCUACAGUACAUAACUUUGAGUGAUAGGAAGCAAGAGCAAGACCACCAAUCAGUCUGCACCACUGCGCGCACACUCGUUGUUACUAUGACAACUAGCGUAGGCAUGUUAGCGAAUGACUGCUGUAUGACCACAUUCGAUUUGGUCACUUGUAACUUGCUGUUUGGACAGUCAGUGUUCCAAAAUGUAUUUGAAAAAUAAAAGUGAUUUCAGCA
Molecule: messenger RNA, 4673 nt
Organism: Oncorhynchus keta (chum salmon)
Lineage: Eukaryota; Metazoa; Chordata; Actinopteri; Salmoniformes; Salmonidae
Product: ATP-dependent DNA helicase Q1-like
Exons: 15
Coding region: 213-2132 (639 amino acids)
Biological process (GO): DNA replication; double-strand break repair via homologous recombination
Cellular component (GO): chromosome; cytoplasm
Molecular function (GO): four-way junction helicase activity; 3'-5' DNA helicase activity; ATP binding
Source: RefSeq, a predicted model, not a curated record